Molecule: messenger RNA, 678 nt
Organism: Arabidopsis thaliana (thale cress)
Lineage: Eukaryota; Viridiplantae; Streptophyta; Magnoliopsida; Brassicales; Brassicaceae
Product: F-box/FBD/LRR protein
Exons: 2
Coding region: 1-678 (225 amino acids)
Source: RefSeq, marked reviewed
AUGGUGAGGAGAAAGAAAUCAAAACAGGCUUGUUCAAAAGGGUUGAAUCAGAGGUUGAAGGAAGACAGAAUAAGCCAAUUCUAUGAAUCUUUGUUAUGUCAAAUACUUAAUUAUCUUCCUACAAAGGAUGUUGUUAAGACAAGCGUUUUAUCCACAAGAUGGAGAAGUCUCUGGCUUUUGGUUCCUAGUUUGGAAUUGGAUUCCCGAGAUUUCUCUGAUUUCAAUACCUUUGUGAGUUUUUGUGAUAGGUAUUUCGAUUCCAAUAGGGUUCUAUGCAUAAACAAGCUCAAGUUAACUAUUAGUGAAAAUGAAGAAGAUGGCUUUUAUCUCAAGUCAUGGAUUGAUGCUGCAGCUAAGCGUAAGAUCCAACAUCUAGAUGUUCAGUUUCUGCCUCAGUUUCAUAAGAUUCAUUUUAAUCUUUAUAAAUGUGAGGCACUGGUUUCCUUAAGACUCUUUGAGGUGUCCUUGGAUAAAGGCAGGAUCUUCUCUUUCCCUUGUAUGAAGACUAUGCAUUUAGAAGAUAACGUGUAUCCCAAUGAAGCCACUUUUAAGGAACUUAUCUCUUGCUGCCCUGUCUUGGAAGAUUUAACGGUUAUCAUUUAUGGGAUGGAUAGAAAAGUCUUUCAGGUUUACCGAUUCUUAACUUGUAUAAAUACAGACCUAAGGGUCCAUCAAUAA